Molecule: messenger RNA, 1585 nt
Organism: Ornithodoros turicata
Lineage: Eukaryota; Metazoa; Arthropoda; Arachnida; Ixodida; Argasidae
Gene: Paics
Product: multifunctional protein ADE2-like
Exons: 8
Coding region: 169-1440 (423 amino acids)
Biological process (GO): 'de novo' IMP biosynthetic process
Cellular component (GO): cytosol
Molecular function (GO): phosphoribosylaminoimidazolesuccinocarboxamide synthase activity
Source: RefSeq, a predicted model, not a curated record
GCGCACUAUUUUAUGUCGUGCUUCCUACCAUCACGCGGAAGAUACACGUGAUAACUUUUGUGCUACUGCGCGCGUCUUUGGGCGGCAUCGGCAUUAUAGGUGUGCGCACUGAUCCCGACCAAGUGUCGAUUUUUGGCUUUGAUCAAACUUCUUGCAGUGAAAGACGGUAUGGCAGGAAACUUGAAACUGGGCGAGCUGGUCAUCGAGGGGAAGACGAAGAAAGUGCACAAGAUCGCCGGGGAGCCAGGUCAUGUGGUUCUCAUCUCCAAGGAUCGCAUCACUGCUGGAGAUGGAGCUCGGGCUCACGACAUGGCGGGCAAGGCUGCCAUCUCCAACACCACGGCCUCCUCCCUUUUCCAGUACCUCAACGACGUCGGCGUGAGGACUCACUUUGUCCGCAAGAACGAUGACCGCUCCUUCGUGGCCAGACACUGUGCGAUGGUGCCCAUAGAGUGGGUGAGCCGCAGGGUGGCCACAGGUUCUUUCCUCAAGAGGAACCCCGGAGUCAAUGAAGGGUACCGCUUCUGCCCACCAAAGCUGGAGACCUUCUACAAGGAUGAUGCCAACCACGACCCUCAGUGGUCCUACGAGCAACUGGUCGAAGCCAAGCUCAAGUGUGGCAGUGUUGUCAUUGGACAAGAGGAAGUAGAGAUCAUGUACAGGACUACGAGGACUGUCUUUGAGGUGUUGGAGAGGGCCUGGGCGUCCCUCAACUGCAGCCUCAUUGACAUGAAGGUGGAAUAUGGCGUUGACAUGGAGACUGGUGAACUGCUGUUGGCCGAUAUUAUUGAUAGUGACUCGUGGCGUUUGUGGCCCGCUGGUGACAAGAGGCUCAUGGUGGACAAGCAGGUGUACAGGAACCUGAAGGAAGUUACAGAGAAGGACCUGGAAACAGUGAAGCGUAACUUUGCCUGGGUGGCUGAACAGAUUCAGAAACUGAGCCCCAAGCCCAAAUCUCAGGUUGCAGUGGUAAUGGGGUCCCUCAGUGACCGAGAACACUGCGAAAAGAUCCAAAAGGCUUGCCAGAGGCUCGGUGUGCCUUGUGAAGUCAGAGUUGCUUCGGCUCACAAGAACACUGACCAGACACUCAACUUGAUUGCCGAAUACGAAGGUGAAGGCAUUCCCACUGUGUUUGUAAGCGUGGCUGGGCGCAGCAACGGCUUGGGACCUGUUACUUCUGGAAACUGCUCAUUCCCCGUAAUUAACUGCCCACCCGUUUCUGGCGAAUGGGGGCCUCAUGACAUCUGGUCAUCCCUCCGUGUUCCAUCCGGACUGGGCUGCACGACUGUGCUGUUCCCCGAAGCAGCCGCUCUUGCGGCAGCUCAGAUUCUGGCACUGAGCGACCACGUCAUCUGGGGCAGGCUCAGGGCCAACCAGCACAACAACUGGGUGGCUCUCAAGCUGGCUGACAAAAAGGUCAAGGCUGAACAAGCCAUCUGAAUGGUGUCUGCCAAUACUCUUGCCAAAGGUGCCCUUCUUUAGCUACAUGCUUUAACGCAUGACGUUUUUCUAAACAUAGUCAAUUUAUGGGAGGCUAGCAAAUUUGCGUAUAAAAUGGAAAUAAAUGCAGCUACUCUGUACAAUG